AUGCGGUCGAUCCCGUCGAUGCUGGCGCGCACGCCGCCGCCGCUGGUCGUCGAGGUGCGCGAUGCUCGUGUUCCGUUUACAAGCAUCAAUCCGAAUUUUGAGGCGGCCCUGCGGAAUGCGCCCGCCGCACAGCAGCGCGUGCGAGUGGCGCCGCGCACCUACCUGCCCGGCUGGAGCGCGCGGCGGCUCGUCGUGUAUACGAAGCGCGACCAGGUGGACACGAAGCUGGAGGGGCCCAUCCUCCGUGCGCUGGCGCAGCACACACACGACCAGAGCGUCAUCGAUAUGCAGCGUGUGUACGACUGGGUCGUGGCGCGUGCGAAGACGCUGGCCAAGCCAGCUGCGCAGGCUGGCACUCACGCCUCGAACCACCAGCGGCACGCGCGCCUGUCUGGAGCGGCGCGGUACACGCCGACGCCCGAGACAGGCGUGCGUGUGCUGGUUGUGGGCAUGCCGAAUGUAGGCAAGAGCUCGCUGCUGAAUGCGCUGCGCUUUGUCGGCACCGGCAAGGCGAGCGCAGCGAGCACGCACCCACACCCGGGCCACACUCGCAAGGUGACGGGCACGGUGCGCAUCACGCCUGAUCCGCCAUCGCUCGCGCAGCUCGAGAUGACGAGCCCGGUCAACAUGAAGUCUCUGGUGGCGCGCGAGCGCGAGCGCGGACCUGCCGUGUACGUCUACGACACGCCCGGGAUCAUGCUGCCGUACCUGGGCCCCGCGGAGCGCGGUGGCACGGAGCGCGCGAUCAAGCUGGCGCUCGCAGGCUGCAUGAAGCAGGCGCUUUUCGAUGCCGAGACGCUCGCAGACUACCUGCUCUUCCGCAUGAACCAGCGCUACGUGUACGCGCUGGCGCAGGGUGACCGCACGCUGCCGCCGUACACGGCGCUGAUGCACGAUCCCGCGCCGACCGACGACGUCAAGGUCUUUUUGACGCGUGUGGCCGAGCGUGCGCCGGGCGCGCGGCAGAAAGGCGGCGCACUCAACCUGGCUGUGGCCGCUGACUAUGUCAUUGCGCAGUUCCGCCGCGGGCUCCUCGGCCCCCGCGAGCUGGACCUGACGUUGCAGGAGGGGCGGCCCAUGCCCGGCGCGUCGUUGGACGCGCGCGUGGCGGACCAGCUGGAGGCGUACCUCCUAGGUCCAGGCGAUCCACAUCGGCCGGGGGACGACGCGCCUCCACACCCCACGUAG
This is a messenger RNA of Malassezia sympodialis ATCC 42132, 1188 nucleotides long. RefSeq lists its product as uncharacterized. Bases 1 to 1188 code for a protein of 395 amino acids. Gene Ontology annotation, biological process: mitochondrial translation. NCBI's taxonomy places the organism in Eukaryota, Fungi, Basidiomycota, Malasseziomycetes, Malasseziales, Malasseziaceae. Gene Ontology annotation, cellular component: mitochondrion. Gene Ontology annotation, molecular function: GTPase activity; GTP binding. The transcript has 2 exons. The record is from RefSeq and is a predicted model, not a curated record.